Molecule: messenger RNA, 1226 nt
Organism: Styela clava
Lineage: Eukaryota; Metazoa; Chordata; Ascidiacea; Stolidobranchia; Styelidae
Product: epimerase family protein SDR39U1-like
Source: RefSeq, a predicted model, not a curated record
UGUCCGUAGAUGUCGCUGUAAGAGUUUCAAUUACAGGGAAUUCCCCGUACUGCAGGGAGCAUUUUGUUUUGCUGUUGUUGGGGAUCUUGUUCGCUUUUUUAGUCAACAAUCUAUGUUUUGGAUGGAGCAAAAUGGCGUUUAAUGUAUUAAUUGGUGGUGGUACGGGUUUUGUCGGCCAAGCAAUAACACGUUCGUUAAAGCAAAAUGGACAUUCAGUAAAAAUCAUCUCAAGACAAAGUGGGAAACCUGAUAAAAUAUCAUGGUCUUCAAUUCGAGAAAAUGGACUUCCUCACGACACAGAUGCUGUGGUCAAUGUGAGUGGAGCACCAGUUAUAAAUCCUUUUAGAAGAUGGACUGAUGAAUACAAACAAGAGGUAAGAAACAGUCGACUCCAUACAAACAAGUGGUUGAGACAAGCUAUUAUUUCAUCUGCAAUAAAGCCAAAAGUAUUUGCUACUAUAUCAGGAGUCGGUUUUUAUCCAUCAAGCAAAACAGCAACUUAUGACGAAGAAAGUCCAGGUGGUGUAGAUGAAUAUCUUGCAAUACUUGCCAAUGGCUGGGAAAAUGAGGCAAAACUGCCUUCUGACUGUGAUGCAGUGAGACAAGUAAUUGUGCGAUCCGGGGUUGUGUUGGGUAAAGGAGGUGGACUAAUGGCAAAUCUCACAUGGCCAUUCUGGUUAGGAUUGGGUGGACAAUAUGGCAAUGGACAACAAUUUUUCCCUUGGAUUCACGUUGAUGACAUUGCAGCAAUAUUUGUUCAUUCAAUAGAAAAUGAAGUGUCUGGGAUUUUGAAUGCUGUAUCUCCUGAUAUUCGCACAAAUGGGGAUUUCACUAAAGAAUUUGCGGGAGUUAUGAGACGACCAGCUUUCUUUACAGUUCCUGCUUUUGUCAUCAAAUGCACUCUCGGUGAUGAGAGAAGUCCGAUGCUUCUACAGGGGCAGAAAGUUAUUCCUAAACGAACUUUAGAGUCUGGUUAUAAAUUUAUUCAUCCUAAUUUGACUGAUGCAUUAAGAAACAUUGUCUGAUGAUAUUUUCAAAGAAGCGGUAGGUGGAAUUAUUGCUCCACUGCCAAGGAUCGCUUCUUUUGCGAGGUUUUUCCACUGUGAAAAUAAAUAAAUUGAUCUAUUGCUUCGGUGAAUUUCGUUUUUGACUAGUAUAUUGCAUCAUGUUUGAAUUUUUGUUUCUUUUGCAUUCUUGUUGUAAAUACAAUUUACAAAGAAAUACCA